AUGGAGAUCCUUUUGGAUGCUGCCAAUGGACAGUCCUCAGAAACAUGCACUCUUCCUUACAGUUUUACAGAACUAUUCAGGAUGGUGAAGUCUGCAUUGUAUUUCUGUUUGUUGCUUCUUGGACUUCAGGCCCAGGGUCAACAGCAGGAACAAAUACAUCACUUCCCAGAAGACCAGUCCCAGGCUGGUGUUGAAAACUUGCCUUAUGUCAAGCUAGCCCCCAGCAAUGCUGACUUUGCAUUUAAGCUUUACAAGCAGAUCAGAGAUGAGUUGCCCAACAGCAACAUUUUCUUCUCUCCUUUGAGUAUCUCCACUGCCUUUACAAUGCUCACCCUGGGGGCCAGAUCAAACACUCUCAGAGAGCUUCACAAAGGCCUUGCCUUCAACCUGACACAGCUGGAGGAGCAGGAGAUUCAUGAGGGAUUUCAGCAUAUCCUCCGCUUGCUGAAUGACCCUCACCGAGAAGCCCAGCUGAGCAUGGGCAAUGCCCUGUUCGUAGAUAACAGAGUGGAAUUGCUUCAAAACUUUUUGGAUGGCGUCACAAAUUUUUAUUAUGCUGAAGCUGUUUCUAGCAACUUCCAGAAUCCUCCAGAGGCUGUAAGAGAAAUCAAUAAGUACGUGGAAACAAAAACACAUGGCAAAAUUGUUGAUUUGGUCAAGAGUCUUGAUCCAGAAACUGUGAUGGUGAUCAUUAACUACAUUUUCUUUAGAGGCUCCUGGGAAAGACCUUUCAACAGUUUCCACACAAGAGAUGGUGACUUCUUUUUGGAUGCCAAGAAUUCUGUUAAGGUCAAACUGAUGCAUCAAAACAAGAAUUUUAAUGUCCACAGGGAUGAGAAGUUGUCUUGCUGGGUAGUAGAAAUCCCAUACAAAGGAAAUGUUACUUCAUUUUUUGUUCUGCCUGAUGAAGGGACAAUGAAACAGGUGGAAGAUGCUCUUCUAAAAGAAACGGUGUCUGACUGGUUGAGAUCAUUUAAAAAAAGAGAGAUCUACUUGGACCUUCCAAAAUUCUCUGUGUCCAGCUCCUAUGAUAUUAAGAGCCUCUUUAAGAAAAUGGGUGUGACAGAGGUGUUCAGUGGUCAGGCUGAUCUCUCUGGAGUGGCAAAAAGUCAUCUUCUGAAGGUUUCUGAAGCAAUUCACAAGGCCACAGUGGAUGUUACAGAGAAUGGCACAGAGGCUGCAGCAGUGACUCUGAUGGAAAUAAUGACAAUGAGCCUACCCUUUCCUCCUCCUCCUCGCAUCACCUUCAACAGGCCCUUCCUGAUGAUGAUUAUUGACAAAACCACUGAUGGCCUGCUCUUCCUGGGGAAAAUUGUGAACCCAGCUGCUAAGGAAGACUAG
This is a messenger RNA of Cinclus cinclus, 1341 nucleotides long. Its product is annotated as alpha-1-antitrypsin-like. The coding region runs from base 1 to 1341 and encodes 446 amino acids. NCBI's taxonomy places the organism in Eukaryota, Metazoa, Chordata, Aves, Passeriformes, Cinclidae. The record is from RefSeq and is a predicted model, not a curated record. Gene Ontology annotation, molecular function: serine-type endopeptidase inhibitor activity. The transcript has 5 exons. Gene Ontology annotation, biological process: negative regulation of endopeptidase activity.